Messenger RNA from Cottoperca gobio, 5809 nucleotides. It is a transcript of the gene dctn1b, whose product is annotated as dynactin 1b. Gene Ontology annotation, biological process: nuclear migration; establishment of mitotic spindle orientation. The record is from RefSeq and is a predicted model, not a curated record. Gene Ontology annotation, cellular component: axon; microtubule associated complex; spindle pole. The transcript is spliced from 32 exons. NCBI's taxonomy places the organism in Eukaryota, Metazoa, Chordata, Actinopteri, Perciformes, Bovichtidae. The coding region runs from base 288 to 4121 and encodes 1277 amino acids.
UCCAUUCAUCAGCAGAGGGGUGGAUCGUCCACCGCCUCCAGAAACUUUGAGCCCAAAAAAGCUCCUGCCGGCUUUUCCCCUGGCAGCAGAGAGGAGGGACGGGGAGUUUGGAGAGCUCAGGCUGUGCUGUGAGGAUCAGGAGAGGGAUGAUGUAAAGAGACGGAGAGGAAGAGAGACGCUCCGGCAGCAACAUCCCCCCCCUCACACCCCUCUCCUAGACCCCCUGUCUGUCUGGCCGACGCUCUCCUCAAUAACACUCCUUCAGUCGAGGCGGUUUUGGGGGAAACAUGUCACAGACCAGGAGGAACACGUACACCCGGACCACCAGCAGCGGCAGCAGCAGGAUGAGCUCGGACGGGGGCGGGCGGCCCGUCAAAGUGGGCUCCCCGGUGGAGGUGAUCGGGAAGGGGCAGCGCGGCACGGUGGCCUACAUCGGCAACACGCUGUUCGCCUCCGGAAAAUGGGUGGGAGUCAUCCUGGACGAGGCCAAGGGCAAGAACGACGGCACCGUGCAGGGCAAGCGCUACUUCACCUGCGAGGAGAAUCGUGGGAUAUUUGUGCGACAAUCACAGAUCCAGCUGUUUGACGAUGGAGCCGACACGACGUCUCCCGAGACGCCGGAGCCCGGCACCGGCAAGGUUCCCAAACGAGAGAUCCUGGAGAUGCCCAAGUCCACUAAACUGCGAGGAGUGAAGCUCAAAAAGACUCCUGCUCCCCGGAAGACCACGGUCAGAAGGCCCAAGCAGCCCAGUCGACCUGUAGGUGGGAAGGGGGCUGCGUCCGGCUCGGCCUCGGCCUCUGCGGGGGAGAUGAGCAGCAGCGAGCCCAGCACGCCGGCCCAGACCCCUCUGGCGGCUCCGGUCAUCCCCACCCUCCACUCCCCUGGAAACCCUCCGGCCCCCGUCCCCAGUAAGGAGGACGUCACUAUGGAAACACAGGAGGAGGAGGCGCUGCGUGUGCAGGUGAAGGACCUGGAGGAGAAGCUGGAGACGCUGAAGAUGAAGCGGACGGAGGACAAGGCCAAGCUGAAGGAGCUGGAGAAGCACAAGAUCCAGCUGGAGCAGCUGCAGGAGUGGAAGACCAAGAUGCAGGAGCAGCAGGCCGAGCUGCAGAAACAGCUCAAGGAGGCAAAGAGGGAGGCGAAAGAAGCCCAGGAGGCGAAGGAGCACUACAUGGAGGAGAUGUCGGACACGGCGGAUGCGAUCGAGAUGGCCACUCUGGAUAAGGAGAUGGCCGAGGAGCGGGCCGAGUCUCUGCAGCUGGAGGUCGACUCCUCCAAGGAGAAAGUGGACGAGCUCACCAUGGACCUGGAGAUCCUGAAGCACGAGAUCGAGGAGAAAGGUUCGGAUGGAGCUGCUUCCAGUUACCAUGUGAAACAGCUGGAAGAGCAGAACGGCCGACUGAAGGAAGCUCUGGUCAGGAUGCGCGACCUGUCGUCCUCAGAGAAGCAGGAACACGUGAAGUUGCAGAAACAGAUGGAGAAGAAGAACGUGGAGCUGGACGCUCUGAGGAGCCAGAAGGAAAAACUGCAGGAGGAGAGGACGGCGGCAGAAAAGACGAUCGACGAGCUCAAAGAACAGGUGGAUGCAGCUUUGGGGGCGGAGGAGAUGGUGGAGAUGCUGACGGAGAGGAACCUGGACCUGGAGGAGAAGGUCAGGGAGCUGAGAGAGACGGUCACUGACCUGGAAGCUAUAAACGAGAUGAACGACGAGCUGCAGGAGAACGCCAGAGAGACGGAGCUGGAGCUGAGGGAGAUGUUGGAUCUGGGAGCCGCGAAAGUCCGAGAGUCGGAGAAACACGUCGAAGCUGCUCAGGAGACGGUCGCCGACUAUCAGCAGACCAUCAAGAAGUACCGCGAGCUCACCUCUCACCUGCAGGAGGUGAACAGAGAGCUGACCAGCCAGCAGGAGGCGUCAGCAGAGCUGCAGCAGCAGCCGGCGCCAGAGAUGUUUGAUUUCAAGAUUAAGUUUGCAGAGACGAAGGCCUACGCCAAGGCCAUUGAGAUGGAGCUGAGGAAGAUGGAGGUGGGUCAGGCCAACAGACACGUUUCUCUUCUGACCUCCUUCAUGCCCGAGUCCUUCCUUCGUCACGGCGGAGACCACGACUGCAUCCUGGUGCUGCUGCUCAUGCCCCGACUCAUCUGCAAGGCCGAGCUGAUCAGCAGACAGGCCCAGGAGAAGUUCGAUCUGAAUGAGAACUGUGUGGAGCGAGCGGGGCUGAAGGGACCCGCCGGGGAGCAGCUGAGCUUCGCUGGCGGGCUGGUGUACUCGCUCUGUCUGCUGCAGGCCACGCUGCACAAAUACGAGCAGGCUCUGGCUCAGUGCAGUGUGGACGUCUAUAAGAAGAUCGGCUCCUUGUACCAGGAGAUGAGCGUCCACGAGCGCUCUCUGGACUUCCUCAUCGACCUGCUGCACAAAGACCAGCUGGACGAGACGGUCAACGUGGAGCCGCUCACCAAGGCCAUCAAAUACUAUCAGCACCUGUACAGCAUCCACCUGGCGGAUCAGAACGAGGACUGCACCAUGCAGCUGGCCGAUCACAUCCGAUUUACCCAGAGUGCAUUGGACUGCAUGGCGGUGGAGGUCGGUCGUCUGCGGGCGUUCCUGCACACGGGUCAGGAGAAGGCCGACCUCGCCGUGCUGCUGAAGGACCUGGAGACGUCCUGCAGCGACAUCCGACAGUUCUGCAAGAAGAUUCGCCGCAGGAUGCCGGGAACCGACGCGCCGGGCAUCCCCGCGGCGCUCGACUUCGGACAACAGGUGUGCGACACCCUCUCAGACUGCAGGAAACACCUGACCUGGGUGGUGGCGGUGCUGCAGGAGGUGGCAGCAGCUGGAGCUCAGAUGAUGUCUCCUCUCGGGGAGCAGGAGGGGCUGGCAGCCGUCAAACUGGAGGAUGUGGCGUUCAAGGCAGGAGAGCAGAUUUAUGGAUCGCAGGGCGCCAACCCCUACGAGUGUCUGCGGCAGUCCUGUGGCAUGGUCAUAGCUACCAUGAACAAGAUGGCCACCGCCAUGCAGGAGGGAGAAUAUGACUCGGAGAGGCCUCAGAACAAGAAUCCUCCACCUGUGGAUCUGCGCGCGGCGGCUCUACGAGCUGAGAUCACCGACGCCGAAGGUCUCGGCAUGAAGCUGGAGGACAGAGAGACGGUCAUCAAAGAGCUGAAGAAGUCCCUGAAGAUCAAGGGCGAGGAGCUGAGCGAGGCGAGCGUCCGCCUCAGUCUGCUGGAGAAGAAGCUGGACAGUUCGUCCAAAGACGCAGACGAGCGCGUUGAAAAGAUCCAGACUCGACUGGACGAGGCGCAGACUCUGCUGAAGAAGAAGGAGAAGGAGUUCGAGGAGACGAUGGACGCUCUGCAGGCCGACAUCGAUCAGCUGGAGUCGGAGAAGGCCGAGCUGAAGCAGCGGAUCAACAGCCAAUCAAAGAUGACGGUCGACGGGCUCAGAGGAACCGGCCCGUCAGGAAUCGCCUCCAUCGUCACAGGAGUCGCAGGAGAGGAACAGAAAGCGAACAUCAUGUCCACCGUCGGUGCAGGUUCAGGUCUGCAGGUGGUCGACUCUCCUCUGAUGAGUCAGCAGAUUGAAGCUCAGAGACUCUGCAUCAAACACCUGAAGAACGACAACAACAGGAUGAAGGCUGAGAAGAUGCGCGCUCAGCUCGCCGCCCUGCCUCCUCUUCACGUGACCAAACUUCCCUCCAGAGACGGAGGUCGUCCUGAAGUGCUCUCCAGCGCCCUCUACCGCAAGACGGACCAGCUCCUGGAGACUCUGCUGCAGAUGAGCGCCAACGUGAAAGUCGUGGAUAUCACCGGGAAAUCUCCAGUGACUCCUGGCGCUCAGCUCCUGGAACAAACGGCUCGAUUACAAUCCCUGAGUGACACUCUGGGCCGACUGAAGGAUGAAGUAGCGCAGCACGUCGUCCACCAACAACCUGGAGCUCGAGUCUCGUCUGAUUUCGCGACGUUCCCUUCGACCUCGUUCGUUAAGGCGAAGGAGGAGAAGCAGGGCGACACGGUGCUGGUGGGCCGGGUCAUGGUGCCGUGUAGCCGCGGCCAGGAGCAGGUCCACCGCCUCGUCCUGUCGCAGUCUCAGCUGCAGAGAGUUCACAGUCUGCUGCGCACCUGAACGCUGCUGCACCUGAACGCUGCUGCACCAACACCUUCAUCAUCAGCCUGCUGACAGAGCACGUCAGACGAUCUGCAGGAAAUUAACUUCAUCUUCUUUCAAAUGCAACAAACCUGAAACAGUCGGGCAGUUUAAUCUCAAGAUCCCCACAUAUCAAUUCAAUGGGCUUUACUGGUGAAUAACAACAUUAGUUUAAUGUGUCUUCACUUAAACAAUGUCGAUCCUGAUCAACAGACCAGAACUCGCUGCCUUGUUUUGGUCUCAGCCAAUUAGAGCUUAAAUUAUUAUUCAAUUAUUCAAUCUGCAGAUAAUUAAAUUGUGAUUAUUUUAAUCAUUUUUCAGGCAAAAAUGCCAAAUUAUUCACUGACUGCUUGUUAAAUGUGAGGAUUUGCUGCUUUAUUUUGUCAUAAGACAGAAAACAAGAAGUGUGAAGAUGUCACGCGGUUCAUUGUGACGAGUACUUUUCAGUUUUUAAACUUUUACAAACGACAAAACGUUAAUGAAAAUAACUCACGACUUAAAUGUUAAAGUAAAACCCACUUAAAACCAGGAGAGCAGCGUUAUGUGUCUGUGAUACGACCUUCCUGUGACACUGACUAUUAUCAGUUAUUGGACUUGUAUUAAAGGCUGUUCUGGACGACAGCCCUGCAGACUGUAACGUACAGACCAUCACAACCACAUCCUCGUGUCACACGAUCCUCGCCACUGCUGCGCUGCAUGCUGCCCGCUGCCCGCUGCACAGAUCCACUGAUUGUUCUUGUUGUAGAAUAUUUCGACCCGUUUGGCCGCGGUGUGGAGCCGGUUUCUACGUCCCACUGUUGAAGCUCCGCAGUAUUAUCGAGGAUCAGGACUGUUGUACACUUUUAAUCAGGCGUCACUAUUGUGUGCUCCAUUUUUAUAACUUUAACUGGCAAAAGGGAAAGAAAAGAUUUAGAACAUUAGAUUUUUGUCCAUUUAGUGGAUAUUUUACUGCGGUUUGAUCAAAGAGACUUUUUGCACAUGAGCGACGGGAGAAACCACAGAAGGAACUUUAGCUAUGAAGUUACUGCAACGAGAGAAAGUGAGGAUGUUGUGGACUGCACGGAGCAAAAGAAAGCUGGUUAACCUCGAGGGAUUUACUGUGUAAAAAGCAGCUAAAACUAGAUGUUCACGUUUAUUUAAACGCUCAGAUGAAGCAUUAUAUGGCUGGAAUUAUCUCGUAUUUAUUACACUUGUUACCGUCUACUUUUACUUGCUCGGUAUAAACGCUGGUUGUUGGUAAAGUUACUGAAUUACAAAAAAGAAAUGCAGAAAUGUGUGCGUCACCUUCUGUUUAGCUGAGACUCCUGUUUCAAACUGUCCGAGCCUUAAAGCUGCAGCGUCGAGCGCCCGCCCGCCCGCCUUAUGUUUGUUUACACCAAACCUUGUUUAACGCAAAACUACAUCUUUGCCAAAGAAUCUUUGUGUCACUACAUCUGCCAUGGCUGAUUUAAAAAAGAAUCUUUUAGUUCAUUAAUCCAUGCUAAUGAUGUGUUCACAUCGUGUUGUCAUAACUUGAAGUUUUAUUUUAUAAUUUCAUUAAUGGGCACAGUGCAUCUACAGACGUUUUAUUUAUUCAACGUGUGAAUCUGCAGCUCGUCUUACCUUCUUCCUCGUGUGGCUUCCUCUUGCACAACCGAUAACCGAUCAAUAAAAGUUAUUAAAGCCAA